Hypanus sabinus (Atlantic stingray) is the source of this 9327-nucleotide messenger RNA. Its product is annotated as voltage-dependent P/Q-type calcium channel subunit alpha-1A-like. Gene Ontology annotation, molecular function: high voltage-gated calcium channel activity. The transcript has 47 exons. Gene Ontology annotation, biological process: chemical synaptic transmission; calcium ion import across plasma membrane. Bases 1 to 8775 code for a protein of 2924 amino acids. Gene Ontology annotation, cellular component: neuronal cell body; membrane; voltage-gated calcium channel complex. The record is from RefSeq and is a predicted model, not a curated record. Lineage: Eukaryota; Metazoa; Chordata; Chondrichthyes; Myliobatiformes; Dasyatidae.
AUGUCGGCAGCGUCACUUAUUCGAGCUCACCCGACUCGAGAACCAGGGGGCAAGCCGUCGAGAAAGAGCGAUUGCUCGAGUGCAGAGGCCUCCGACGACUGUACCCGCUGCCUCGAUGUUCCGAUCUCCCGCGAUUUGCUUGGAGCAGUAACUGAGAGAUACAUCAAUACACAGUCACCUUACCUGGCAGCAGUCAGCAAGACUCUAUCGUACGCAGACAUCUUCUCCAGCAGUCAGCAAGAGUCUAUCGUACGCAGACAUCUUCCCCAGCAGUCAGCAAGAGUCUAUCGUACGCAGGCAUCUUCCCCAGCAGUGAGCAAGAGUCUAUCGUACGCAGACAUCUUCCCCAGCAGUGAGCAAGAGUCUAUCGUACGCAGACAUCUUCUCCAGCAGUCAGCAAGAGUCUAUCGUACGCAGACAUCUUCUCCAGCAGUGAGUAGGAUUCUAUCGUACGCAGACAUCUUCUCCAGCAGUGAGCGAGAGUCUAUCGUACGCAGACAUCUUCUCCAGCAGUCAGCAAGAGUCUAUCGUACGCAGACAUCUUCCCCAGCAGUCAGCAAGAGUCUAUCGUACGCAGACAUCUUCCCCAGCAGUCAGCAAGAGUCUAUCGUACGCAGACAUCUUCCCCAGCAGUCAGCAAGAGUCUAUCGUACGCAGGCAUCUUCCCCAGCAGUGAGCAAGAGUCUAUCGUACGCAGACAUCUUCCCCAGCAGUGAGCGAGAGUCUAUCGUACGCAGACAUCUUCUCCAGCAGUCAGCAAGAGUCUAUCGUACGCAGACAUCUUCUCCAGCAGUGAGUAGGAUUCUAUCGUACGCAGACAUCUUCUCCAGCAGUGAGCGAGAGUCUAUCGUACGCAGACAUCUUCUCCAGCAGUCAGCAAGAGUCUAUCGUACGCAGACAUCUUCCCCAGCAGUGAGUAGGAUUCUAUCGUACGCAGACAUCUUCUCCAGCAGUGAGCGAGAGUCUAUCGUACGCAGACAUCUUCUCCAGCAGUCAGCAAGAGUCUAUCGUACGCAGACAUCUUCUCCAGCAGUGAGUAGGAUUCUAUCGUACGCAGGCAUCUUCUCCAGCAGUGAGCAAGAGUCUAUCGUACGCAGACAUCUUCUCCAGCAGUCAGCAAGAGUCUAUCGUACGCAGACAUCUUCUCCAGCAGUGAGUAGGAUUCUAUCGUACGCAGACAUCUUCUCCAGCAGUGAGCGAGAGUCUAUCGUACGCAGACAUCUUCUCCAGCAGUCAGCAAGAGUCUAUCGUACGCAGACAUCUUCUCCAGCAGUCAGCAAGAGUCUAUCGUACGCAGGCAUCUUCUCCAGCAGUGAGCAAGAGUCUAUCGUACGCAGACAUCUUCUCCAGCAGUCAGCAAGAGUCUAUCAUACGCAGACAUCUUCUCCAGCAGUCAGCAAGAGUCUAUCGUACGCAGACAUCUUCUCCAGCAGUCAGCAAGAGUCUAUCGUACGCAGACAUCUUCUCCAGCAGUCAGCAAGAGUCUAUCAUACGCAGACAUCUUCUCCAGCAGUCAGCAAGAGUCUAUCGUACGCAGACAUCUUCUCCAGCAGUCAGCAAGAGUCUAUCGUACGCAGACAUCUUCCCCAGCAGUCAGCAAGAGUCUAUCGUACGCAGACAUCUUCUCCAGCAGUCAGCAAGAGUCUAUCGUACGCAGACAUCUUCUCCAGCAGUCAGCAAGAGUCUAUCGUACGCAGACAUCUUCUCCAGCAGUCAGCAAGAGUCUAUCAUACGCAGACAUCUUCUCCAGCAGUCAGCAAGAGUCUAUCGUACGCAGACAUCUUCCCCAGCAGUCAGCAAGAGUCUAUCUUAACCUCCGUGCUGCUUGUCACAGAGAAUAACAUGGCCCUGGCCCUGGCAUUAAAGGAGAAGGUGAAACCCAUGGCUCCCUAUUGUAUCGUUGCUACAACGGGGGCAGAAUUUGACCUUCGAACCCUGCGCGCGGUGAGAGUUCUCCGACCGUUGAAGUUGGUGUCUGGAAUUCCAAGUUUACAAGUUGUGCUGAAGUCCAUCAUGAAGGCAAUGAUCCCCCUACUUCAGAUUGGGCUGCUGCUGUUCUUUGCCAUCUUGAUGUUUGCCAUCAUUGGGCUGGAAUUUUACAUGGGCAAAUUUCACAAAGCCUGCUUCGACAGCAACACCAAUGAAAUUGUGGGCGAGUCUCCUUGUGGUACUGACUUGCCAGCUCGCAUAUGUCCAGCUGGAUCUAACUGCACUGAGUACUGGGAAGGACCAAAUUACGGAAUCACCCAGUUUGACAACAUCUUGUUUGCUGUCCUCACCGUGUUCCAGUGCAUCACCAUGGAGGGCUGGACUGACCUUUUGUACGACAGCAACGAUGCCUUGGGGAACACGUGGAACUGGUUGUAUUUCAUCCCCCUCAUCAUCAUUGGCUCCUUUUUCAUGCUGAACCUUGUGCUUGGUGUCCUGUCAGGGGAGUUUGCCAAAGAGAGGGAGAGGGUGGAGAAUAGAAGAGCGUUCCUGAAACUGAGGAGGCAGCAGCAGAUCGAAAGAGAGCUCAACGGCUACUUGGAGUGGAUUUGUAAAGCAGAGGAGGUUAUCCUGGCAGAGGAGGAGACAGAUACGGAGGAAAAAUCACCUUUUGAUGCCAUGAGAAGAGGAACAAUAAAAAAGAGUAAAACUGACCUGCUGAAUCCUGAGGAGGGUGAAGAUCACCUGGCAGACAUCUCCUCUGUAGGGUCUCCAUUCACAAGAGCAAGUAUCAAAAGUGCCAAACUUGAGGGUUCUUCAUUUUUCCGUAAGAAGGAAAGACGCUUUCGAUUCUUUGUCCGACGGAUAGUGAAAACUCAGGCCUUUUACUGGACUGUCCUCAGUCUGGUAGCUCUCAACACUCUGUGUGUUGCGAUUGUGCAUUAUAAGCAGCCAGACUGGCUCUCCGACUUCCUCUACUAUGCAGAAUUCAUAUUCUUAGGACUCUUUAUGUCAGAAAUGUUUAUAAAAAUGUACGGUCUGGGCACAAGACCCUACUUUCAUUCUUCUUUCAACUGUUUUGAUUGCGCGGUUAUUAUAGGCAGUAUUUUUGAAGUGCUCUGGGCUGCCGUCAAGCCUGGCACCUCCUUUGGCAUCAGUGUCUUACGGGCACUGAGGUUACUCCGGAUAUUCAAAGUCACAAAGUAUUGGGCUUCUCUCCGUAACUUGGUGGUUUCCCUCCUGAGCUCCAUGAAGUCCAUCAUCAGCUUACUGUUCCUGUUAUUUCUCUUUAUUGUUGUCUUUGCCCUUUUAGGAAUGCAACUCUUUGGUGGCCAGUUUAAUUUUGAGACUGGCACACCCUCCACCAACUUUGACACAUUUCCUGCAGCAAUAAUGACUGUGUUUCAGAUCCUGACGGGUGAAGACUGGAACGUGGUGAUGUAUGACGGUAUAGAAUCCCAGGGUGGCGUCAACAGAGGGAUGAUUUCCUCCGUCUACUUCAUCGUCCUGACUCUCUUCGGCAACUAUACCUUACUGAAUGUAUUCUUGGCCAUUGCUGUGGACAACCUUGCCAAUGCACAGGAGCUGACAAAGGAUGAACAGGAAGAGGAGGAGGCAGCCAAUCAGAAGCUUGCCUUGCAAAAGGCCAAGGAAGUGGCGGAAGUGAGCCCGCUGUCGGCUGCCAAUCUCUCGAUCGCUGCGAAGGAGCAACAGAAGAACCAGAAACAUGGGAAGACGGUAUGGGAGCAGCGGAUGAGUGAGAUGAGGAAGCAGAAUUUGCUGACCAGCCGGGAGGCCAUUUACAAUGAGCUGGACCCUGACGAGAGGUGGAAGAUGGCCUACUCCAUGAAUAUCCGCCGGGACAUGAAGACCCACAUGGACCGGCCUCUGGUGGUGGAUCCUCAGGAGAACAGAAACAACAACACGAACAAAACCAGGCCUUCGGAGCCCACUGUGGACCAGCGCAGCAGUCAUCAGAGGGCAGAGGAAUUCCUGAGAAAGCAGGCACGCUACCACGACCCCAACAAGGACAGGACUCUUGAGAGGGAGGUGGGAAUGGUGGAGCAGGGUGAGAGGAUCAGGAGGUAUCGUAGCAACAGUAAAGAAGGGGAGCAGAACCGAGACGGAGUGCCAAGGGAUGUGGAGUACCGGCCGAGAGAGCAGGAGGGGAACCAGGAGAGGAAUGUGAGGGAUGGGGACUGUGAACGGAGCCAGGCCAAUGAGCCCACGCACAGGCGGCACCAGCACAGGCCAGGGGGGAGCAAGGAAGGGAGAAGCAGCUCGUCACGGGCUGAGGGCGACCGGGAGCGGCGCCACAGGGCGCACCGGCGCGGUGUGGAGGCCCACGAUGCCGGCGGGAUGGAGGACGGUGUCAAAGGCGAGAGGCGCUCAAAGCACAGGGACGGCACGCGUGGCAGCAGGGAGGGCAAAGACGGAGAGCAUACAGAAGGUGUGGAGAGGCGCAGGCGGAACCGGCACGCUCAAUCCACAUAUGACAACGACGGCAAGAAAGAGAGGGAGGACAAAGACCCAGCGUCAAAGGAGAGGAGGCACCGGCGGAAAAAGGAGAGCCAAGGGAACGCUCCUCCCGCACCUGCAGGCCUCAACUUGUCCACCACACGGCCGGUACAGCAGGACAUCAGCAGGCAGAAUGGACAGCACGCUGAGGAUAUGGACAACCUCCGGAACAGCAAGCUGGCAACACAACCUGUUAAUCCCAGGAACACCAACAACCCCAGGGAUGCAGCCAAUCCCACCAACCCCCCAGACCCCUCCAGUCUUAAUAACUCUGGAAAAAUCGGAAACCACACUAACCCUCCUAAUCCCAGUAACCCCUCCAAUCCACUCAGCACGGCCAAUCGCAAGGCCCCCACCACUACGCCUGGAAAUCCGACCAAUCCCGGAAACCCCAAAAAUCCAGAGAAUAACCUUAUCCUGACCAACCCAACCAGUCCCAACAAUCCAACGAAGGCCAUCCAGAAGCCCGAUCACACAACUAUAAACAUCCCAUUCGCUGACCCUACUCUACAAGUGAAUAAGAAUGCAAACACAGAUGCCGUGCCCACAAAGGAAGAGGAAAAGAAAGAAGAGGAGGGGGUGAAAGCUGAUGACGAUGACGGUCCAAAACCAAUGCCACCCUACAGCUCCAUGUUCAUCCUGAGCACCACCAACCCACUGCGCAGAGCGUGUCAUUACAUCGUGACCCUCCGCUACUUUGAGAUGUGCAUCCUGAUGGUCAUCGCCAUGAGCAGCAUCACGCUGGCCGCAGAAGAUCCCGUCCAGCCCAACGCCACCAGGAACAAUGUUUUGAGAUACUUUGACUAUGUCUUCACAGGAGUCUUUACUUUUGAGAUGGUGAUUAAGAUGAUUGACCUUGGCUUGGUCCUGCAUCAGGGUGCAUACUUCAGAGAUCUCUGGAACAUUCUGGACUUCAUCGUUGUCAGUGGGGCACUGGUGGCUUUUGCAUUCACUGGUAGCAAGGGGAAAGAUCUGAAUACCAUCAAGUCUCUGAGAGUUCUUCGGGUACUGCGGCCUCUGAAGACCAUCAAAAGGCUGCCCAAGCUCAAGGCUGUCUUUGACUGCGUCGUGAACUCCCUGAAGAACGUCCUCAACAUCCUGAUCGUCUAUAUGCUCUUCAUGUUCAUCUUCGCGGUGGUGGCAGUGCAACUCUUCAAAGGCAGGUUUUUCUACUGCACUGACGAAUCCAAAGAGUUUGAGCGGGACUGCAGAGGGCAGUACCUGGUGUAUAUGAGGGAGAGUGAUAUUAAGGCACAGAAAAGAGAGUGGAAACGAUACGAGUUUCAUUAUGAUAACGUGCUCUGGGCUUUACUCACCCUCUUCACUGUAUCAACCGGAGAGGGCUGGCCAGAUGUGCUGAAGCACUCGGUGGAUGCAACCUAUGAGAACCAAGGACCCAGCCCUGGCUACAGGAUGGAGAUGUCCAUUUUUUAUGUUGUAUAUUUUGUGGUCUUCCCUUUCUUCUUUGUGAACAUCUUUGUGGCCUUGAUCAUCAUCACAUUUCAAGAACAGGGGGACAAAAUGAUGGAGGACUGCAGCUUGGAGAAAAAUGAGAGAGCCUGCAUCGAUUUUGCUAUAAGUGCCAAACCCUUGACACGACACAUGCCACAGAACAAGCAGACGUUCCAGUACAAGAUGUGGCAGUUUGUGGUGUCACCUCCAUUUGAGUACACAAUCAUGGCCAUGAUUGCUCUCAACACUGUGGUGCUAAUGAUGAAGUUUUCCGAUCAACCACAGUCUUACGAUGAUGUGCUCAAGUAUCUCAAUAUGGUGUUCACCAUUUUGUUUUCAUGUGAAUGUAUUCUGAAGAUUAUUGCCUUUGGAAUUCUGAACUAUUUUCAGGAUGCUUGGAAUAUAUUUGAUUUUGUCACAGUCCUGGGCAGUGUCACUGAUAUUUUAGUGACAGAGUUUUGGAAAAACAUUAUCAAUCUGAGCUUCUUGCGGCUAUUCCGCGCUGCUCGGCUCAUCAAGCUCCUGAGGCAGGGUUACACCAUCCGUAUCUUGCUGUGGACGUUCGUUCAGUCUUUCAAGGCUUUGCCUUACGUCUGUCUACUAAUCGCAAUGCUGUUCUUCAUUUAUGCCAUCAUUGGAAUGCAGGUGUUUGGAAAUAUUGCUGUGGACGAUGAUGAAGAUAGUGAGAUCAACCAUCACAACAACUUCAGGACAUUCCUCCAGGCCUUGAUCCUUCUUUUCCGGAGUGCGACAGGAGAGGCGUGGCACAGCAUCAUGUUAUCAUGCUUGGGUGGCAAACCAUGCGACCCUCGAUCCGGAAUUGUAGGGAACGAGUGUGGCAACGAAUUUGCCUAUUUCUACUUCGUCUCCUUUAUUUUUCUCUGCUCUUUCCUGAUGUUGAACCUUUUUGUUGCUGUCAUCAUGGACAACUUUGAAUAUUUGACAAGGGAUUCAUCCAUCCUGGGCCCCCAUCACCUGGAUGAGUAUGUCAGGGUCUGGGCUGAAUACGACCCAGCUGCCCGCGGCCGCAUUCAUUAUAAGGAUAUGUACAGUUUAUUGCGUGUAAUCUCACCCCCUCUGGGCUUAGGCAAGAAAUGUCCUCAUAGGGUGGCCUGCAAGAGGCUCUUGCGAAUGGACUUGCCAGUUGCCGAGGACAACAGCGUGCAUUUCAACUCCACUCUCAUGGCUUUGAUUAGAACAGCCUUGGACAUCAAAAUAGCUAAAGGAGGGGCUGACAAGCACCAAAUGGACCGGGAGUUGAGGAAGGAGAUGAUGUCCAUUUGGCCAAAUCUCUCCCAGAAGACAAUUGACCUGCUAGUGACACCUCAUAAAUCUACGGAUCUCACGGUAGGGAAGAUCUAUGCGGCCAUGAUGAUCAUGGAAUACUACCGGCAGAGCAAAGCUAAAAAGCUACAGCUACUCCAUGAGGAGCAGAAUCGAACGCCAUUACUAUUUCAGCGCAUGGAGCCACCGUCACCUACCCAGGAGAUGGAUCCAGGGCAGAGCACUUUGCCGGAGCAGCAGCAUCUAUCUGGGAAUGCCCUACCACAGGAUGGGAUUAUGAAGGAAAGUCAAUCUUGGGUCACAGAUCGAGCUCAAAAAAUGUUUCAGCAGACGGGGGCUUGGAGUCCUGAAAGAGGUCGAUCUGAGGAGAUAGAAGACACUCGGCCAAACUCUCAGGCUGUGGAGAUGCAAGAAAUGGGGAGGGACGCCUACUCGGACAGCGAUCAUUAUCUCCCGAUGGAAGGCCAAAGUCGAGCAUCCUCCAUGCCACGACUACCAGCAGGGAACCAAACCAUCGAAGACACCAGCCCAAUCAAGAGAUCAGCAUCCACACUGGGCCAUCAGCGCUCCAAGGGCAUACGACUAGAUGACUACUCACUAGAGCGGGUCAUCCCCGAGGAGUCACAAAGGACCCAUCGCCGCAGGGAGAGGGGACACAGGACAUCAGAAAGGUCGCUAAGUCGAUACACGGAUGCCGACACAGCUUUUAUUGAUAUAGGGCUUGGAACAGACCUCAGUACUACAACACAGUCAGGUGACCUCCCUCCAAAGGAGAAGGAUCGGGAGCGAGGAAGGCCCAAAGACAGAAAGCACCAUCAUCACCACCACCACCACCACCACCACACGUCAUCCGACAAGGAGCGUUAUUCACAGGAACGGCAUGAGUACAGCAGACCUCGAUCGAGGGACAGGCGGUGGUCCCGAUCUCCUAGUGCAGGCCGCGAGUGUGUUCCCCAUAGACAGGGCAGUAGUUCUGUGAGUGGGAGUCCAGUUCCUUCCACUUCUGGUACCAGCACACCGAGGAGGGGACGCAGGCAACUCCCCCAGACUCCCUCCACGCCCAGGCCGCAUGUCACCUACUCCCCCGUGGUCCGCAAGGCCAUGAACACAUCGCAGCAGCAGGGUAGGACACCGACCCCUGUGCCACGCCGGUACUCACCCCCGGCCCCGGAGCACCCACGGGGCGAGAGGCACAGCAGCAGCAGGUCCCCCGGCACGGAGAGAGGCACCGUCCCGCGCAAUGGCUCCCCCCGACUGCAUCGCCAGAGCAGCGGCCAGUGGUCCACCCCCAGCUCCCACCUCUCUGAGCCUUACCUGGGAUGCCACGACGAGGACUAUUACCGCGGCCCCGACUACGACGGCACGCCGAGGGAGGAGACUCUGACCUUCGAGGUGGCCGUAGCGACGAGCUCCGGGAGGUCGCCGAGGACUUGUCGGGCGCCAUCCUCCUCCUCCGUGUCCCUCCCGAGGCACGGGCGCCGGGUACCCAACGGGUACUACCACAACCUGGGGCCCACGAAAACGAGAGGGCCCGGCGCAAGGAAAGGGAUGCACGAACCCUACAGUGAGACCGACGAGGACGACUGGUGCUAGCCCCACCCUCACACCCCGCCACCUCCUCCCUCCCAUCCCCUCGACACCUCCAUACUUCUUACAUUGCCAAGCGAGCCGGAGGAGCGAGAGUCUCUGGGCCUCCUGAGGAGCUCUAGCCUUCCAAACAUUAUAACAAAAAAAAAAUCAAUCAAGGGAAAAAAAUAAAUCUUCACAGGGAAUGUGGGGAGGGUUUGCGCGUCGAGGAAUCAAAAUGGCGGCGGUCUAGUUGCGUGCUUAGCACAAUUGAGCGGGAAAAAGAAAAACCCGUGAAAGUACUUUCUGGCGAAGCUGUUGGGGGUUUUAUUGAUGAGUUUUAUCAUCCAUUACCUGCUAAUAUGUUAUUGGUAUUGUUUUGGCCGUGUGUUGUGUUGGGGGGGGCGCGCAGGUUUGCCGUGCCCCCCCGGCAGCCUCAGAGAAGCGGUUGCUAAGCAACGGUGAUCGCCCUGCGAUGCGGGGAGCCUGGCUUCAGCUUGGAAGUUGUGCUGUUAUGCCUCAUCAGAACGGCUCAUCACAGCAUGGAUUCCUCUCUCUCACUCUCUCUAUAAAGAGCAU